UCCUGCGGCAACUUGCUAUAUUCCACUUCGUCAUGGCCAGUAAAAAAUAUAAAUCUUUGUUCAGCAAAGAGAAUAGAGAUUAUUUUAUGAGUACACACUUCUGGGGACCGGUAUUCAACUGGAUGAUACCUAUAGCAACUAUAGCAGACACGCGAAAGCAUCCGAGGAUCAUUAGCGGCAAGAUGACUUUGGCACUAACGUUAUAUUCGCUGACGUUCAUGAGAUUUGCCAUGAGAGUACAACCAAGGAACAUGUUACUUUUCGCAUGCCAUAGUGUAAAUGCAGCGGCUCAAUUAACACAAGGAUGUCGGUAUCUCAAAUAUCGUUAUGGUACAAAGCCAGAGGAAGGAGAAUGAUAUUAUCCGAUCGUAGAAAAAGGAAUGAAAAUACAACGAUACUUUUAUUAUGAAAAUUGAAUUAGUUCGACCGAUCAAUUAUACGCGUACUUUCAUUAUACGAAAAUAGAAAUUCAUAGAAUGGUACGAAAGGAUAAAAGAGAAAAUCCAAACGUAUCGACAAAGACGAAUGCUCACGGACAAGUUCGUGGAAAGAAGAAAGAAAU
Messenger RNA from Vespula pensylvanica (western yellowjacket), 562 nucleotides. RefSeq names its product mitochondrial pyruvate carrier 1-like. The coding region runs from base 33 to 356 and encodes 107 amino acids. Gene Ontology annotation, cellular component: mitochondrial inner membrane. The transcript is spliced from 3 exons. Gene Ontology annotation, biological process: pyruvate import into mitochondria. Lineage: Eukaryota; Metazoa; Arthropoda; Insecta; Hymenoptera; Vespidae. The record is from RefSeq and is a predicted model, not a curated record.